AUGAUUGAUACCAACACGCUGGUUUCUGCAUCUGCUGCAGUGGUCGUUGGCUACGCCUUACUGGUUUCUACUGGUAUCGUCCGACCUCGCUCGGCUCGAACGAAACGCAUUGUUGCUGGCAACUCAAAGCUGAACGAGUUCAUUGUGGAAGCUCUGCAGCCCAUGUUGGACAGCUACACUCCCACGUGGUGGACCAAUUCACACAUUCAGUGUUUGCUGACCUUCAUCAUACCUCAAUCCGCCAUCACGUAUCAGAGACACGUGCUUUGUCUCAACGACGGAGGCCAGGCCUCUCUCGACUGGGCAAUGGAAUCUUCAGUCAACAUGAGAUCUCCAUUGAAACUGGACUCGCCCAUUGCUCUUAUCAUGCACGGACUUGUGGGUUGCAGUGAGAGCAUGCGGUCACUCUGCGCCGAAGCUCUACUGCAUGGGUAUCGCCCCGUGGUGUUUAACAAAAGAGGCCACGGAGGGUUGAAACUUGCUACUCCAAAGUUGCAACAGUUUGGCUGCGUACAGGACCUGAAGGAAGCUAUUGCUCACAUUGAGAGCAGCUUUCCGGACAGCGAGCUGUACGGCAUUGGCUAUUCGGCUGGAGCUGGUUUACUCUGCAGUUACUUGUGUGAACUAGGCCUCGAGUCGCGCCUUCGUGCUGGCGUACUGGUCUCGCCAGGUUACAAUGCCUUUGACCUCUUUUGCGGUGGCAAGAUCAAUCCGUUCUACAACUUCCUCAUGACUUUCACGCUCAAGUCAUUUCUACUGCGUCACAAGAACGAGCUGAAGGACGUUGUCGACGUCGCGGGGGCUCUACGAGCUACGAGUAUUCUUGAAUUCGAUCAACACGUGUACAUGAAGAUGCACGGGUUCGACAGCUUGGAGUCGUACUGGAAAGUGAACAACCCCAUGCGCGACGUGGACAACCUUCAGAUGCCACUGCUCUGCAUCAACGCACUAGACGACCCUGUGUGCACGAAGGAGACCAUUCCCUACGACUUGUUUCUCAAGAAGCCCAAGGCCAUGCUGUUGACCACGGCAGAGGGCAGUCAUUGCGCUUUCUUCGAAGGUACCUUCCAGCUCAGGGCGUGGUGUCAUACAACCGCGAUGGUGUACCUCGACCGUCUGCGUGAGUUCGACGGCAUUUCAGCGUCUGGCGUGGACGUUCAUACUGCUGCCCCUACAGCUUGA
Molecule: messenger RNA, 1182 nt
Organism: Hyaloperonospora brassicae
Lineage: Eukaryota; Oomycota; Peronosporomycetes; Peronosporales; Peronosporaceae
Source: the annotation of a GenBank genome assembly